This is a messenger RNA of Amorphotheca resinae ATCC 22711, 480 nucleotides long. RefSeq lists its product as hypothetical. Lineage: Eukaryota; Fungi; Ascomycota; Leotiomycetes; Helotiales; Amorphothecaceae. Gene Ontology annotation, cellular component: nucleus. Gene Ontology annotation, molecular function: ubiquitin conjugating enzyme activity. The annotation marks the transcript as partial. The transcript has a single exon. Gene Ontology annotation, biological process: protein K63-linked ubiquitination; DNA damage tolerance. The record is from RefSeq and is a predicted model, not a curated record.
AGCAGCUCGCGCACGCCCAGCAAACGCAUCCUCACCGAGCUCUCAGCCUACGCUUCAUCGCCCUCCCCACUAAUCCCGGCUCUCGCGCCCCUCUCUUCCUCCAACAUAUUCACCCUCCGCGCGAUCCUCAGCGGGUCCUCCUUGCCCCCCAGUAGCGGUUAUCAUUCCGGUCGGUGGCUCGUGAGCAUUAUCCUCCCGCCAAACUACCCUGUGGGCGCGCCGAAAAUCACUUUCUUGACGAAAGUAUGUCAUGCGAAUAUAGUGUGGAAGACGGGGGAGGUGUGUCUGGAUGUGCUGGGCGAGAGAUGGACACCGAUUCUCGGGAUCGUGGGCGCGCUGGAGGCGGUGGUUAGGUUGUUGGGGGAGCCGGGCACGGAUAGUCCGUUGAAUGUGGAUGUGGCGGCGUUGGUUAGGGGGGGGGAUUGGCUUGGGGCGAGAGCGCUGGUGGGGUUUUAUUGUAAUGAGGAGAGGUAUGAGGGA